AUGUCUUUGGAGCAUGUGGCGGAGGUGAAGGGCGGGCCAGGGGCCCUGCGUGUGGGGGAAAUGGUGGUCGUCAUGACACGACGUGUGGAGGAGCAAACGGCUCACUGGACACUCGGUAGCGUGGAGUCGGCACCGUACCUGUACGAUGUGGAGAUUCGGCUUUGGGAGAAGCAGAUGGAUGUGGACUGGCAGGAGCAAUUUAACGUGGGUGAGUCACAGGAGGAGGGUGAGCUGAUAAUGCACAUCAAAAAAACAAAAGAGGAACUGGAAGGGAGCAUCCAGCAUGUGACGGAACUUACUAAGAAACUGCGCCAGCGUCGGAGAAGUAUCCUACGGGAAAUUGACGAUGUUGAAAAUCAUGCUUCUCAAUCGCGUGCGGCAGUAAAAGCGGCUUACAUUGAUGUGAAGGGCAUCUCGUACCAUCACUGGCAUGAGCUGAAGUCGUACCGGGCUCCUUCAAGGAUGGUACUGACAAUUCUCCGUGCCGUCAUGCUGCUUCUCUCCGAGGAUGAUGCCAAAACGUGGCCUCAAAUGCAACGUGUCUUGCGGGAUCCGCACUUUAAGUCGAGGAUUCUUGACUAUGAUCCCGACAAAGAACUCUCAAGAGAGCGUGGCGAUUACAUACUAUACGAAUGUGUGCGGAAGAAAAGUUUUCGUUACGACCGUGCCGUUCAAGGCAGUCAGGCAAUGGGCCCCAUUUACUACUGGGUACUGGCUCAACUUGACAGGAGUGAGGCCACAGGAAAACAAUACCAGUUAGAGAAGCGAAAACAGGAAUCACAGAAGGAGCUUCGAUCUGUCAUAAAUGAAAUUCAUAAACAGCAACAGCGUAUGGCGGAAUAUCAGGCUCUCAUGGACAGUGCGGACGACCAGUUGCAUGCCUACCGAGCGCUGCAGAGAGAGAGCGCAUCACUCCGGGGAGGACAAUUGACGGAAACUCGGCUUCGUGAAGUGGCACAACAACGCUACGAAACCAGUUUCGCUGGUGCUGCAGGGAAGGAGUAUUUACGUGCCGCCUUUUACACGUGGAAACCAACAGAAUACCGCAUCAUGGUGUUGCGUAAAAGCGUCCUUGUGAAUUUUGGCACCGUCCCACAGGAUGCAUGGGACAAGAACAAUUACACGCUCGAUGAACCACAAAUCCGAAUGCUUGAUGACGCACUUCAACAACGUCAGAGUGUGGAGGAAACGUUUUAUGAGAAGGAAAGCGAGCAACAACAACAACAACAUAAGAAAAAAGAGGAAGAGGAAAUAGAAGAGGGCCUGUUCCACCCAGUCGAUGAGAAUUAUGUACCAAAAUCCAAAAUGUCCGUGGAUUGGCUUGAGCGCACGUUCGAGGGCGAAGACUGGAAAUACAUACUGGAUAGAAAACGUCUUGCCAUCAUGGACACGUUCUGCGAUGAGACGGCCGAGGCAUUGCAGUUACCGCGAAGUGAUAUUUCUAUAACGCAAAUGACAUGUGGCGAAUCAAAUAACCUCUUGAUGGUGAGCAGUGAAGUGUGGCACGACGGCUCACGGUCAAGAGGGGACCUCAUGGACGCCAUGAACGCUUAUUUGUAUCCAAAGUUAAGCGCACUAUACAGCAAUGAGUUGGACGGUUUCGCUAAACUUGAAAAACGCUUUGACGGGAAAGAUUGGCAAUACAUCCUCACUGACCACAAGAACGAUAUAGAAUAUGCCUUUAAAAAUGACACGGCGACGGCUCUUGGCAAAACCAUGGAGGACACCGAAAUACAAAAUAUAACAGCAACUGCAGAAGCACUUGUCAUAAAAUACUUACUGUACAUAAAAGAAAAUCAAACAAAAAAGGCGAAAAAGGCAAUAAGCAACUACAAAUAUCCAGAAAUAUGUCAAUUAUACAGUCGACUGAAACCAAACACAAGCACCGAAGAUAAAAUAUACUCAACAAAACGUAUAGAAUUAGAAGGCGAGGACUGGGACUACGUGCUGGAGCGGCGGCGCGCGGAGGUGAAGGACGUGCUGGCCGUCGAGACGGCGCGGGCGUUGGGACUCGAGCGUGAGGACGUGCUGGAGGUGGAGGUCGACGCAGUGCCUCGGAGCCUCAUUGCGUUUGUCACGGUUCGUCAUCCAUCACUGCUGAGCGACCGCCAGGUGGAAGAGACGCUGGCGCGCUGCGAGUACAGGAAAUUGUGGGCGCUGUACGAGACGCGGCCACUGGAGUCGUCAGUGCUGAUGAGGCGGUUUGAGGGCGACGACUGGGACCUCGUGGUUGACAACAACCGCAGGAAGCUUGAGGACGCGUUCAGCAGGGAGACGGCCGCCGCACUGGGCGUGUCGCCGAGGCAGGUUGUGCUUCUGGACUGCAGGGUUGGCAGCCUUCUCAUGGUAUUCAAGGUGCUUGGAUGCGCCAUGAGCGACGCAGAGAUCACGGAACGGACCGAGGCGCACCCGUACGACGAGGUGUACGCACUGUACAGGCCACGCAUACGCUCCUUUGAAUGCGUCGACGCAGCAGUGCCCCGCGGCUUCAGGGCCGACGCGGAUGAAGUAUGGACGAGGAGCCGCGUGGAGUUUGAGGGCGAGGACUGGGACUACGUGCUGGCGAUGAGGGAGGCGGAUCUGCUGCGUGCGUUUUCGAACGCGACGGCCGAGGCGUUUGGAGUGGAUGAGGACCACGUGCGCGAUGUGUCGGCGAGGUACGUUGCUGGUAAAUUGCACUUCGACUUCGAGCUGAGGCGCCCUGCGGCGCUGACGAAGGCUGAUGUAAAUGCGCGGUUGAAGGAGUGUGCGUAUGCGGCCGUGUGGGCGCUGUAUGAGCCGCGGCCCCUGCAGGAGGAAAAGAAGGCUGUUACGACGCACGAGCUUGGCUUUGAGGGCGAGGACUGGGACUACGUGCUGGAGCGGCGGCGCGCGGAGGUGAAGGACGUGCUGGCCGUCGAGACGGCGCGGGCGUUGGGACUCGAGCGUGAGGACGUGCUGGAGGUGGAGGUCGACGCAGUGCCUCGGAGCCUCAUUGCGUUUGUCACGGUUCGUCAUCCAUCACUGCUGAGCGACCGCCAGGUGGAAGAGACGCUGGCGCGCUGCGAGUACAGGAAAUUGUGGGCGCUGUACGAGACGCGGCCACUGGAGUCGUCAGUGCUGAUGAGGCGGUUUGAGGGCGACGACUGGGACCUCGUGGUUGACAACAACCGCAGGAAGCUUGAGGACGCGUUCAGCAGGGAGACGGCCGCCGCACUGGGCGUGUCGCCGAGGCAGGUUGUGCUUCUGGACUGCAGGGUUGGCAGCCUUCUCAUGGUAUUCAAGGUGCUUGGAUGCGCCAUGAGCGACGCAGAGAUCACGGAACGGACCGAGGCGCACCCGUACGACGAGGUGUACGCACUGUACAGGCCACGCAUACGCUCCUUUGAAUGCGUCGACGCAGCAGUGCCCCGCGGCUUCAGGGCCGACGCGGAUGAAGUAUGGACGAGGAGCCGCGUGGAGUUUGAGGGCGAGGACUGGGACUACGUGCUGGCGAUGAGGGAGGCGGAUCUGCUGCGUGCGUUUUCGAACGCGACGGCCGAGGCGUUUGGAGUGGAUGAGGACCACGUGCGCGAUGUGUCGGCGAGGUACGUUGCUGGUAACUUGCAUUUCGACUUCGAGCUGAGGCGCCCUGCGGCGCUGACGAAGGCUGAUGUAAAUGCGCGGUUGAAGGAGUGUGCGUAUGCGGCCGUGUGGGCGCUGUAUGAGCCGCGGCCCCUGCAGGAGGAAAAGAAGGCUGUUACGACGCACGAGCUUGGCUUUGAGGGCGAGGACUGGGACUACGUGCUGGAGCGGCGGCGCGCGGAGGUGAAGGACGUGCUGGCCGUCGAGACGGCGCGGGCGUUGGGACUCGAGCGUGAGGACGUGCUGGAGGUGGAGGUCGACGCAGUGCCUCGGAGCCUCAUUGCGUUUGUCACGGUUCGUCAUCCAUCACUGCUGAGCGACCGCCAGGUGGAAGAGACGCUGGCGCGCUGCGAGUACAGGAAAUUGUGGGCGCUGUACGAGACGCGGCCACUGGAGUCGUCAGUGCUGAUGAGGCGGUUUGAGGGCGACGACUGGGACCUCGUGGUUGACAACAACCGCAGGAAGCUUGAGGACGCGUUCAGCAGGGAGACGGCCGCCGCACUGGGCGUGUCGCCGAGGCAGGUUGUGCUUCUGGACUGCAGGGUUGGCAGCCUUCUCAUGGUAUUCAAGGUGCUUGGAUGCGCCAUGAGCGACGCAGAGAUCACGGAACGGACCGAGGCGCACCCGUACGACGAGGUGUACGCACUGUACAGGCCACGCAUACGCUCCUUUGAAUGCGUCGACGCAGCAGUGCCCCGCGGCUUCAGGGCCGACGCGGAUGAAGUAUGGACGAGGAGCCGCGUGGAGUUUGAGGGCGAGGACUGGGACUACGUGCUGGCGAUGAGGGAGGCGGAUCUGCUGCGUGCGUUUUCGAACGCGACGGCCGAGGCGUUUGGAGUGGAUGAGGACCACGUGCGCGAUGUGUCGGCGAGGUACGUUGCUGGUAACUUGCACUUCGACUUCGAGCUGAGGCGCCCUGCGGCGCUGACGGAGGCUGAUGUAAAUGCGCGGUUGAAGGAGUGUGCGUAUGCGGCCGUGUGGGCGCUGUAUGAGCCGCGGCCCCUGCAGGAGGAAAAGAAGGCUGUUACGACGCACGAGCUUGGCUUUGAGGGCGAGGACUGGGACUACGUGCUGGAGCGGCGGCGCGCGGAGGUGAAGGACGUGCUGGCCGUCGAGACGGCGCGGGCGUUGGGACUCGAGCGUGAGGACGUGCUGGAGGUGGAGGUCGACGCAGUGCCUCGGAGCCUCAUUGCGUUUGUCACGGUUCGUCAUCCAUCACUGCUGAGCGACCGCCAGUUGAAAGAGACGCUGGCGCGCUGCGAGUACAGGAAAUUGUGGGCGCUGUACGAGACGCGGCCACUGGAGUCGUCAGUGCUGAUGAG
This is a messenger RNA of Trypanosoma cruzi, 4925 nucleotides long. Its product is annotated as microtubule-associated protein Gb4, putative. The transcript has a single exon. The record is from RefSeq and is a predicted model, not a curated record. Lineage: Eukaryota; Euglenozoa; Kinetoplastea; Trypanosomatida; Trypanosomatidae. The annotation marks the transcript as partial.